GAAACGUGCGGUUUCUCAAUUUCCACGCGGUGUCGUUCGACGUACCGCAAGAGAAUCGCUUAUCUCAAGACACACUUUGACAGGUAGCAAUUGUGAGAGAAGAAUCCACUCAAUGAUGGAUAAUCAAUUGAAAAAUGAUCGAGUCCGUAAGGUAUGUAAAAAACUUUUUCAAGAUGAUGAUGAUGAUAAUAACGAGCAACAAAAACACUGUGACAUUCGUGAAAGUAUAUUAGAAGAAAUGCGAAUACAAGCAGAACGGGAUGAGAAGAAGUGGAACUUUAAUUUCAUACACGAAAAGCCAUUGCCUGGGCGUUACGAGUGGGUAGGACCAAAUGAUGAAAUUCCUGAAGAAAAUGAAAUUUCUGACUUCAAGGAGACAAAUGAAAGGAUACAAAAUGAUCAGGAAGAAUAUGCGGAGGAGACAAAAAACAAUGCGGAAAAUAUAUAUAAUAAAUCGAAUGAAAACGAUGCAGAAAGAUCAAAUUAGAUUUGAUAUAUGAAAAGUCAUGAUGUUACUUGAUAAUAGACAGUAAGAAUAUGCAAUGUUGCUUGAAUUUUCCAAGCGUAGAAAAAAGAGACGUACGUAAAUUUGUAAUUAUACGCAGAUCAUUUUUCGUGAAUCUCAAAAAUUAUUUAUAAAUUUUUUCUAAAAAAUUUAGAAUAAUCAAAUUUUUAUACAACUAAGAAAAGUAAUGAGUGCAAAAUAGAGAAAUAAUAAAUUAUAUUUAAAAGAUAGUAAUUUAUAUGUAGAUAUUUAUAAUUAUAUUAACGAAUCAUUGAUCUAAUCGGUUUAAUUGAUCUUAGUUUUUAAUCAAAAGAGACAUGACAAACAUGUUUUUAUGAAACCAAAGUCAAAUUUUUAGUUAUAAUUAGCAUAAUUUAUCAAGAUGAAUUUGGAAAUAAGCGACCUGAAUUAUGUGUGAUUUGAUAUUAAAGUUACUUUUAUUUAUGUCACUUUUGUAACAUAUUAUUCGUUCAAUUCAGUAUUGAAAAGAAUGUGCAAUUAUACUCCAUCGGUAUCGAUAUUUUUUGUAAGAAAAUAUAUGAUCAUAUAUUUAAUAUCAUCAUAUAAUCAUGAUAUAAUCAUGAAACUAGAGAGAUAGGCAGAUAAAAAUAUAUACAUAAUAUAUUUAUAAAAUAA
Pogonomyrmex barbatus (red harvester ant) is the source of this 1141-nucleotide messenger RNA. RefSeq lists its product as uncharacterized. Gene Ontology annotation, molecular function: cyclin-dependent protein serine/threonine kinase inhibitor activity. NCBI's taxonomy places the organism in Eukaryota, Metazoa, Arthropoda, Insecta, Hymenoptera, Formicidae. Gene Ontology annotation, biological process: regulation of cell cycle. Gene Ontology annotation, cellular component: nucleus. The record is from RefSeq and is a predicted model, not a curated record.